CACGCAGAGCCCGUCAUUGUCCACACAGCGCUGAGAGCGGAGCGGCUCCUCCAUGCUGCUCUUGUCUUUCUGUGUCCGAAACCUGUUCAGUUUUCCUUCUUAAACGCUCAGAUCUGCAGGCAGUACAACAGCAGAGGACUACUGAAUUAUGAAGCAGUGUUCCAGCGGACCCUCCCUCUCAAGCUCUAGUUGCCACACUCAAUGCUGCUCCCAGGCUUGUCGGUUUUGCUGUUGGUAGCUCUUUGGCUGGGUCUCUCAGAAAGAAGAAAAGGAGAGUUCACAAUUCAUAUCAGCUGUUGUCUGGGCACAUAUGGUGCAUUGCUGCCAUUCCCAAGCCUGCAUCCCCAAGGCUCAGCCUCUUGCUAGCCUGCGGUGCACAUAGGACCUGGCCUCAAAUUGGAUAUUAAUACAUUUAGUGGGUUUUUUUUUUUUUUGUGUUUGUUUGUUUGGUGUUUGAGGAAGGCGUGGCGUCAGGCAGUAAAGGUCUUUUAGUUUAGUUUUUCACCCCACUGCCUCUGAGGUGGUGGUAGAACAACAUACGCCAUGGAGCCCAAUAUGGAGUACUGUUUGGCACAAGUGCUGCAGAAGGAUGUGGGCCGAAGGCUGCAGGUGGGUCAGGAGCUCAUCGACUACAUCAGUGAUGGAGACAAGUCCCAUGAUCUGGAGCAGGACCAGACCGCACUAGAUAAAAUGGUGGAUGGCCUUGCCACCUCCUGGGUCAACUCCAGCAACUUCAAGUUGGCUCUGCUGGGAAUGGACAUUUUGUCUGCUUUAGUGACAAGAUUGCAAGAUCGUUUUCGGACCCAAGUUGGAACAGUUUUACCUAGCUUGAUUGAUCGAUUAGGCGAUGCCAAAGAUCAAGUCAGAGACCAGGACCAGACGCUGCUGCUGAAGAUCAUGGACCAGACAGCUAACCCCCAGUAUGUUUGGGACAGAAUGCUGGGAGGAUUUAAACACAAAAACAACAGGACCAGGGAAGGAGUCUGUCUUUGUCUCAUUGCAACACUAAACACAUAUGGUGCCCAGGGCUUAACCCUUAGCAAAAUUGUACCACAUAUAUGUAAUCUUCUAGGAGACCCCACAAGUCAGGUGAGGGACAGUGCCAUGAAUUGCCUUGUGGAGAUAUAUAGACAUGUUGGAGAGAGGGUCAGAGUGGACCUCAGCAAAAAAGGAUUGCCACAAUCACGAUUGAAUGUAAUUUUCAGCAGAUUUGAUGAAGUCCAAAGAUCUGGGAACAUGAUCCUCUCUUCUGGCUCAGAUAAGAAUUUUGAUGAUGAGGACUCUGUGGACGGGGGCAGAUCUUCAUCUUCCUCCUCCUCUAAAGGCUUCUCCAGCAGCAGACGAGGAGGCAGCAUGGGCUCCAUGAGACGCCCCAGCUCAGCCUCCGGGCCCAGGGCUGCAGGGAAGGAGGGAGCCAGUGCAGGAGCUGUUGAUGAGGAAGACUUCAUCAAGGCUUUUGAAGAUGUUCCUGCUGUGCAGAUCUAUUCCAAUAGGGAAUUGGAGGACUCUAUGACUAAGAUUCGUGAGGUGCUGUCAGAUGACAAACAUGACUGGGAGCACAGAGUUGCUGCUCUGAAGAAAGUGCGGUCGCUGAUCCUGGCUGGAGCAACGGAACAUGAAGGUUUUCCUCAACAGCUCAGACUUUUGGAAGGUGCCUUCAAGCUCUCUGCAAAAGACUUGCGAUCACAAGUCGUCCGGGAGGCAUGCAUCACCCUUGGGCAUCUUUCCUCAGUGUUGGGGAACAAAUUUGACCAUGGAGCAGAGACUAUAAUGCCUACGCUGCUUAAUCUUGUGCCCAACAGCGCCAAAGUCAUGGCCACAUCAGGCGUGGCUGUCAUCCGCCUCAUCUUACGACAUACACACUAUCCUCGUCUCAUCCCAAUAAUCACCAGUAACUGUACGUCUAAGUCAGUGGCUGUUCGAAGACGGUGUUAUGAAUUUUUAGACCUGUUAUUGCAGGAGUGGCAGACAAAUACACUAGAGAGACAUGUCGCAGUUCUCACGGAGACCAUCAAAAAAGGGAUCCAUGAUGCUGAUUCGGAGGCCAGAUCUGUAGCAAGAAAAUGUUAUUGGGGAUUCCAUGGCCACUACAGCCGAGAGGCGGAGCACCUGUUUCAGGCUCUGGAGUCUUCCUAUCAGAAAGCCCUCCAGUCUCACUUAAAGAGUUCUGACAGCAUAGUGUCGCUGCCUCAAUCAGACCGUUCCUCUUCUAGCUCACAGGAGAGCCUCAAUCGGCCGCUGUCUGUGAAGAGCGUUAUAGGAGGCAGCAUGACCAGAAGUAAGGUUGUGAGCUCCAGAGUUCCCUCCACGCCCAGCUCCCUCCAGCGUUCUCGCAGUGACAUUGAUGUGAAUGCUGCCGCCAGUGCCAAGUCCCGCAUGUCCACCAUGCCUUCACCUUCCCCCUUCAGCUCUGCUGCAGCCCUGCCUCCAGGAUCCUAUGCCUCCCUGGAUGGUACACCUGGUAAAAUAGAUGGUCGUGUGCGCACAAGACGACAGAGCUCUGGCAGUGCUGUUGGUUCUAACACUACAGUAACAGACAGCCGAGGCCGAAGCAGAGCUAAAGUGGUGUCUCAGUCUCAGCGAUCCAGAUCAGCUAAUCCCACUGGUGCUGGUAGCCGUUCCAGUUCCCCUGGAAAGCUCCUGGGACACACAUAUGGCAGAAUCCCACGGGCCACUGCCAUGGCUACACCAACUGACAAGCGCACAAGGGUCCCAAGAAGCCAGGGCUGCAGCCGAGAGACCAGCCCUAGUAGGCUGGGCUUAGCCAGGCUCUGUGGUAAAGCUCUUCUUCCUGCUGCUUCUCCUUACCGCACGCUAGCCCGGAGCAGCCGCAUCCCCCGCCCCAGCAUGAGUCAGGGGUGCAGCCGUGACACCAGUCGCGAGAGCAGCCGUGAUACCAGCCCCGCUCGGGGCUUCACUCCUCUGGCCUCCCGACGCCACUCUCGCUCCACCAGUGCGCUGUCCACGGCAGACCCCGUGGGCCAGUCAGAUCGGUUUGGGCUAAUCCACCAGGCCCGUAUUUCUGCCUCUGUCAAUGCCAUGAGAGUUCUGAACACAGGGACAGAGGUUGAAGCUGCUGUGGCUGAUGCACUGCUGUUAGGAGACUCCAGGAAUAAGCGCAAGCCUAUGAGGCGGCGGUAUGAGUCUCCAGGGAUGUAUUCAGAUGAUGAUGCCAACAGUGAUGCAUCCAGUGCUUGUUCUGAGCGCUCGUAUGGCUCACGGAAUGGUGGUAUCCCGCACUACUUACGACAGACGGAGGAUGUUGCAGAGGUGUUGAACCACUGUGCCAGCUCCAAUUGGUCUGAGAGGAAGGAGGGUCUUCUGGGCCUGCAGAACUUGCUCAAAAGCCAGCGUGUUCUUAGCCGAGUGGAGCUGAAAAGAUUAUGUGAGAUCUUCACCAGGAUGUUUGCAGAUCCUCACAGCAAGAGAGUGUUCAGCAUGUUCUUGGAGACUCUAGUAGACUUCAUUACUGUUCACAGAGAGGAUCUGCAGGACUGGCUUUUUGUUCUGCUCACUCAGCUACUUAAGAAGAUGGGUGCUGAUCUCUUGGGCUCAGUUCAGGCUAAAGUGCAGAAGGCUCUGGAUGUCACUCGUGAGUCAUUCCCAUUUGACCAGCAAUUUAACAUCCUUAUGAGGUUUAUUGUUGAUCAAACUCAGACUCCGAAUUUGAAGGUGAAAGUGGCUAUCCUGAAGUAUAUUGAGUCUUUGGCAAGGCAGAUGGACCCUGCAGACUUUGUGAAUUCCAGUGAGACAAGAUUAGCUGUGUCCCGUAUCAUUACCUGGACCACAGAACCCAAAAGCUCUGAUGUCAGAAAGACCCUUCAUAACUGGGCGAGUGAGGACUUUUCAGGCAGGCCCAGCACUGCAGCCCUGCUGCCUGGAGAGGGUAACCUGGAGGAAAGGUGUAAGCAGGCUGCCCAGGUGGUGCUGAUCUCUCUUUUUGAGCUGAACACGCCUGAGUUCACCAUGCUCCUGGGAGCUCUGCCCAAAACAUUUCAGGAUGGAACCACCAAGCUCCUGCACAGCCACCUGAAGAACUCCAGCAACACCAGUGGAGUGAGUUCCCCGAGCAGCACAAUGGGGCGUACACAACCCAGGCACCCAUCCAGCAGGACCAGUCCCCUCACUUCCCCCACAAACUGCUCCCACGGUGGACUUUCACCCAGUCGAUUGUGGGGUUGGAGUGUCGAUGGGUUCUCAAAGCACCCAGCUCCCCCUCCUCCUCCGUCUCACCCCUCCCUCAGGGCCCUCCGCUGCGCACUGUCACCCAGCAUGUUGGAGUAUGACACUGAGAAUAUGAAUUCUGAUGAGAUCUAUAGUUCUCUACGUGGUGUAACAGAAGCCAUCCAGAGCUUUAGCUACCGCAGCCAAGAAGAUCUUAAUGAACCAAUCAGACGUGAAGGCAAGAAGGAUGAUGCGGUUGGCAGGGAAGCAGCAUCUCCAGGCUCCGAUUCUCGGUUAGGUUUGGAUAUAGUCGAAGGAGGCCGCACUGCCUUGGAUAAUAAGACGUCCCUGCUCAACACGCCCUCUCCUCGUGCUUUUGCUGGGCCAAGAACACGCGAGUUUGCACCCUACGGAUAUGGAGACACUAUUGGUGGUUACGAUAAAAGUGCUCUCAAAGAGGCCGUGUUUGACGAUGAUGUGGAGCAGUUCCGUGAUUGCCGUCGGCAGGAGUGUGGUGAAAACAAGAUGGUGCUCCACAAGGGCUUUGCUCCUGAUCUGGUGGCAGACCUGCUGAAAGAGCUGUCCAAUCACAAUGAGCGAGUGGAAGAGAGAAAAGGGGCUUUAGUGGAGCUACUGAAGAUCACACGGGAGGACAGCAUGGCUGUGUGGGAUGAACACUUUAAAACCAUCCUGUUGCUGUUGCUAGAAACACUUGGAGACAAAGAUCACACCAUCCGGGCUCUAGCUCUGCGUGUCCUGAAGGAGAUCCUAAGGAGUCAGCCGGCACGCUUUAAGAACUAUGCAGAACUCACAAUCAUGAAGACACUAGAAGCUCACAAAGACUCUCACAAGGAGGUUGUAAGGGCUGCUGAAGAGUCUGCCUCCACCCUAGCUGGUUCCAUCCAUCCAGAGCAGUGCAUCAAGGUUCUGUGUCCAAUUGUACAGACUGCAGACUACCCCAUCAACUUGGCGGCUAUCAAAAUGCAAACUAAAGUCAUCGAACGCAUAGCCAAGGAAUCCCUCCAUCAACUGCUGCCAGACAUCAUUCCUGGACUCUUACAAGGCUAUGACAACACUGAGAGCAGUGUUCGCAAGGCCAGUGUGUUCUGCCUGGUGGCCAUCUACUCUGUGAUCGGUGAGGAGCUCAAGCCCCACCUGGCGCAGCUGACGGGAAGUAAGAUGAAGCUGCUGAACCUGUACAUCAAAAGAGCCCAGACCACCAACAGCAACAGCAGCAGCUCCUCUGAUGUGUCGUCCCACAGCUAACCCGAUUUUAGGGGACAUGCUCAUCAGUGCCCUGCAAUCACCAGUGGGAACUUAGUUGUGCCUCCUUCAGACCUCUUUGUUCCUCUUUAUCUCCUGUUGUUUUCCUGGAUAUUUCCAGGGAAGACAUUUUGCCCAGUUUGGUUUUUGUUUCCUUUAUUUCUUUUCUGAAUGUAAAAAAGUGUGAACUGAGAAAGAGAAAUGUUUUUCUUUUCCAGUGCGUUAUUAGGGAUCAGAUCUUCCUUGACUGGCAUCACCUUCUAGGUUGUUUUUUUUUUUGUUUGUUUGUUUGUUUGUUUGUUUGUUUUUUUGAAGCAUAGACUUUCUUCAUCUCUGAAGAAAUGAUUUAAGACUUGAUAUUUAAAAUUAAUAAUGUGGUCUUUUUCAAAUCUAUAGUGUUUGCAAUACUUACAUUGUUGUUUGUUGCUUAAUGGAGUUUUACAAGAACAUUUGGGGCGUUUUGAAUGGGAACAGUUGUGUAGGUCGAAAAUGUCACUUGAAUCUCAGUUAGUGGUAGAGGAUCAUUUGGCUGGCCGAGUGAUUUAAAUGUGAUCAUAAACAGGAUAUAGAGUCGUUUUAAGGUUAAGGCAAAAUGAGAACCAAAAAAAUUUAAGACUAAAUGUAGAAAUUUAUUUGUAUCAAAAUGACAUGCCACUAGAUCUGCACACCUUACAACACAGAAAAUAUUGUGGAGGAACUUUUAUCUUUGAAUUUUAUGUUUUAUGUUCAUCAUUGAAGGCUGUGGAGUAAAGGCUGUUUAAAGUCUGUGGAUUUGUAUAAUUUUGAGUUGCUUUGCUUUAUAAAGAUUUUAAAUAGCUUUUUAGUUUUUAUGGUAAAUUAUGCCCAGAUGUAGUGGCACAAAACCACACCUGAGAACAAGGACAAGCUACUGGAUGAAGUAUGUUUCUAAUAGAGCCAUCCCAGGAUUUUGCAUAACUGUUCAUGAAAUUCAGCACAAAUUUUCUCCAGUCAGUGGCUCAGGAUUUAUGAUAGCAGUUGAUUACUGGCCACUAUUGCCACAGCUGUGAUGUCCAAUCAAAUAACGAAUGUGCUCACAUGAAAAUUAGCAAAUUUCAUCAGUCUUAUUUCCUCCAGGAUCACGAGUCAUUAAACUAUUUAAUCACACUGAAAACUCCAUAUGACAUAUUUUAUGUCCAGAAGUGAAGCAAAUGCAAUCAAAGGACUGAUGUUCUGACCUGCUGAGAUCUGUUACAUUGGUACAUUCACAUUUUACUGGCAGCAGAUAUCCAAAAUACUACUUUUAGUGUAUAUAUGCAACUUGACUCAAUUUCUACAAAAUAGUAAUGAAAGCCACGGUGUAAAGAGCAUCACAGAAUCCUGGGUGGAGCUACAUUACAUGAACACAGAUGUUAAAAGAAGCCCUCUUUGUUUUGGAAAAAAAGACAAUCUGAAAUGUAAAUCAGUGAAAAAGGUUGAAGUGUUGGGGGGAAAAAAAAAAGUUGUAGUGAUGGAAAAAAUCAUUUAUGGGGUGUUACAAAAAUCAAAUUCAUUUCAGGCACGAACGUUUACAGGUGCUUCACGUUGCAUUGAAAGAAAUGAGCGGAACUUGACAAGCAGGGAAGCAAACCUGAAACUCUGAAAGUCUGUAUGUCCCUGAAUCACAGUGGCACUGAAUCCUAAACCUAGUCCAGAACUCUAAAAUCUGUAAUGACCUUGCUGCUUACAAUAAAUAUGUAGACUCUGGUGGACAUCCUCCAACUGUCAGUGGUUUUGAGGGACACGUGGAUAGUGACAGAAAUGUCGAACACUACCAUGCCUUAUGUUCUCUUUUCUCAUAGUACGUUUUGACCACUACGACGGAUGCUUACGAGUGUGCACUCUGACUGAAAUGUGAAUAUGUGCUAUAGAUGCAGUGCCUGUGUCUGUGGCGCCAUGAAAUCCCUCCAAAUUGGCUCCCAAAGAAAUGAACUUUAAAUACCAUGUUACAUUGUUGACUGUCUGAACUUUUCACCUUUCCUUCUGCAGCUUUUGCUGUCAGAUGCUUUUUUUUUGUACAUAAAUUUCCACCGUUGCUUUGCAGUUGUCACGAAGAAGAGCAAAAAUACUUGGGUUUUGCACUCUUUUGCACGUUAGCAAAUAGCCUGCAUGUUUUGGAACUUGACCAUCUUGCGGUGCAGCGACUGGCCUUGUUGCUGUUUUAGAGAACUCGCCUCCUGAGUAGCGUGGUCAGUCUGUAAAUACAGUAUUAUUCUUUUCCCCACGAGAGGAGGCAGCUGAGUACCGAAAUUUAAACAGGGCUUAACCAGUCGACCAAAACUUCAUCUGUCUGUUUCUCCAUAAACAAAACCGUUAUACAGUUUGAGGGCAGGCGCUGAAGGCAUCCUAGUUUCCAUGUUGUACUACAUUUUGGGGCAUGUGGCUUUUACAAAGGUACACUACGUGUGCGUGCCUUGGUAGUAUGCAGCUUUUCUUUGUUGAGUGGCCAUGAACUGAUUCCAGCCAUGGACCAUGCAAGACUUUUUAAUAUUGUUUGAACUGGGGCCAAUUGAAUAAGAAGCCAACUAUGAGGUUUAACACUGCAAGUAUUAGCUUUAAGUCCUUCUUGAUAAUCUGUGGAAAUGUGGGGGCCACAAAAAAGUAUUCCAGUUGUCCUCUGUGUGUUACAACUUUGUUUUGUCAUGUACCGCUCAUAUCUGUAUUUAUACAUUUAUUUUCUUUUAUCAUGACACCUGUACAGUUGUUUUCCUCCUUUCUUUUUAAGGGCCACGUGUGAUAGAUUUGCUGCAACCUAAGUCUGUUUGCCCUAGAAAUAAACCAACCUGAAAGUUUAUUAA
Molecule: messenger RNA, 8222 nt
Organism: Pygocentrus nattereri (red-bellied piranha)
Lineage: Eukaryota; Metazoa; Chordata; Actinopteri; Characiformes; Serrasalmidae
Gene: clasp1a
Product: cytoplasmic linker associated protein 1a
Exons: 45
Coding region: 544-5430 (1628 amino acids)
Biological process (GO): mitotic spindle assembly
Cellular component (GO): microtubule organizing center; mitotic spindle; cytoplasmic microtubule
Molecular function (GO): microtubule binding; kinetochore binding
Source: RefSeq, a predicted model, not a curated record